CCCUGAGAGCGGGACCGACCUCAGCUGCAACUCAGCCUCCACUGUUAUUAAAAAUAAAAAUCGCUAGAGCAGCCCUCGUCAUCUCUACUUUGAUAGCUGGCUAUUGGGAAUUUUUGAAGGAUAAUUUGAUUUUUUUUUUUUUAACUUCCUAUGCGGCUAUAAGUUCUAUCACCCCAAAGCCACCCACCAAGGACGCGGAAUCUGUGCAUUCCAGGCUAAGAGAGACCUUCCGGCUGGGUCCCCCGCUUUGGGCCGAUUUUGCGCCUCCAAACAACCUUAGCAUGAUGUCUUAUCUUAAGCAACCGCCUUAUGCAGUCAAUGGGCUGAGCCUGACCACUUCGGGCAUGGACUUGCUGCACCCCUCCGUGGGCUACCCGGGGCCCUGGGCUUCUUGUCCCACAGCCACCCCCCGGAAACAGCGACGGGAAAGGACGACAUUCACCAGGGCGCAGCUAGACGUGCUGGAAGCACUGUUUGCCAAGACUCGGUACCCAGACAUCUUCAUGCGGGAGGAGGUGGCACUGAAAAUCAACUUACCUGAGUCUAGAGUGCAGGUAUGGUUUAAGAAUCGAAGAGCUAAGUGCCGCCAACAACAGCAGCAACAACAGAAUGGAGGCCAAAACAAAGUGAGACCUGCAAAAAAGAAGAGCUCUCCAGCUCGGGAAGUGAGUUCAGAGAGUGGAACAAGUGGCCAGUUUACUCCCCCCUCUAGCACCUCAGUCUCAGCCAUUUCCAGCAGCAGUGCUCCAGUGUCUAUUUGGAGCCCAGCUUCCAUCUCCCCACUGUCAGAUCCCUUGUCCACCUCCUCUUCCUGCAUGCAGAGGUCCUAUCCUAUGACCUAUACUCAGGCUUCAGGUUAUAGUCAAGGAUAUGCUGGCUCAACCUCCUACUUUGGGGGCAUGGACUGUGGAUCUUACUUGACCCCUAUGCAUCACCAGCUUCCUGGACCAGGGGCCACACUCAGCCCCAUGGGUACCAAUGCGGUCACUGGUCAUCUCAAUCAGUCCCCAGCUUCUCUUUCCACCCAGGGAUAUGGAGCUUCAAGCUUGGGCUUUAACUCAACCACUGAUUGCUUGGAUUAUAAGGACCAAACUGCCUCCUGGAAGCUUAACUUCAAUGCUGACUGCUUGGAUUAUAAAGAUCAGACAUCCUCGUGGAAAUUCCAGGUUUUGUGAAGAUCUGUAGAACCUCUUUUUGUGGGUGAUUUAAAAAAAAAAAAAAAUUUUAAAUACUGGGCUGGACAUUCCAGUUUUAGCCAGGCAUUGGUUAAAAAAGUUAGAUGGGAUGAAGCUCAGACUCAUCUUCUGAUCAAAGUUCCAGGAGGCAGAGAAGGAAAAAUGAAGGGCCUUCAGAGAGGCCCAACAGCCAACAACCUGAAAUGGACAACUCAAUCUACUUAAGAUCCUGUCAUAGUUUUAGAUCAUUGGCUUUCCUGAUUUGCAAAGUGAUCAAAAGUGUUCUAGUCAUGUACAACCAACCACCACCCAAAACAAAAUCAAAUGAAGCUAAGUUGUGAGGGAAGAGAGGAAAGGUCAUUCGCAGCCUUUCAAAAAGCAGAGGUGUUUCAAUGUUUUAGCCAAUCCUUGGUUGAUUCUUCGGAAUGGACAGUGUCCCAAGCUCAUUCACUUUUCAUGACCAACUGGUAGUUGGCACUGAAAAACUUUUCAGGGCUGUGUGAAUUGUGCGACUGAUUGUCCUAGAUGCACUACUUUAUUUAAAAAAAAAUAAUGUUCAUAAGGAGUCAAUAUGUAGUUAAGAGACAAUCAGUGUGUGUCUUAUAUAAAUGGUACAUCUGUGGUUUCUAAUCUGUGCUAGACUUCAAAACUGUGAUCUCCUGUUAUUGUAUGCAACCUUGAACUCCACCUCUGCAGGGGUUCUUCUGUGAUUAAAUAGGUUAUAAUUAUAAGCAAAAUUCAGAGCAACUGAGUACUUAUCUAAAAAGAUUACCUUUGGCUGGAGGUGACCUGCACUGAAACUUUACCACAAAAUAUCUCUGGACAAGUGAAGUGAGAGAAGAAACAAAAGAACACGAAUUCAUCUGUAAAUUUACUGUUGGUAAACCUAGCAGUAAAGACACUGGUCAAUUGCUCUGACCCUGAUGAAUUUAUAAACUGAGAUCAUUCUCGUUUAUGCUUGCAGAUGUUAACUGGAAAAGUUAUAUAUGCAUAAACCUUUUCUUCCUGGAUUUGGCAGAUAUGUAUAAUUAUAUUAAAAUGGCUCUAGCACAA
Molecule: messenger RNA, 2228 nt
Organism: Chrysochloris asiatica (Cape golden mole)
Lineage: Eukaryota; Metazoa; Chordata; Mammalia; Afrosoricida; Chrysochloridae
Gene: OTX2
Product: orthodenticle homeobox 2
Exons: 5
Coding region: 282-1175 (297 amino acids)
Biological process (GO): regulation of transcription by RNA polymerase II; multicellular organism development
Cellular component (GO): nucleus
Molecular function (GO): DNA-binding transcription factor activity, RNA polymerase II-specific; RNA polymerase II cis-regulatory region sequence-specific DNA binding
Source: RefSeq, a predicted model, not a curated record